AUGUCCACACUUACUGACAACACACAGUCCCUGCUGCACGGCCUCCAUGAGCGCUUGCUCAGCCUAGUCGUCACACAUGUACGAGUCACCUUCACAGCCCCCGAAUAUGGGGUGAACGAAUUCGCUCAUUUGUUUACGCAUUCCAUUCUAUAUUUGCUCACAACAGAUGGAAAAUCUGUUGAAAUCAAUAUGGGCUCCCCCUCCGCGGAUACUUAUUUGGGACGGCUCAUGAUACGCCGGCGACACUUUCAGUCGCACCGUCAUGCUUUCAAGCACUGGGAUUUCCUAGCUAGUACGGGACUCUUGGUUCGUGAUGUACUCCAUGCCAUUAAGGCUAAUGGAAGAAACCUUUAUAGGUUCCAUCGCAGCGGUCUCGGGUGCCGACAUUGGGUGCGAACAGUGAUAUUCGAGUUUUGGGAACUUGGCUUCAUUGAUCAUUCGCAGGUUCAUCCGCUGCGGCGGUUCAAGAAGGAGGUUCGAUACUCCUAUCCUUUUCGACUGCCUCGGGUGAAGACUAACGUUGUGAAGGGGAAGUUUCUGUGGGAGACCUACUACUAG
Molecule: messenger RNA, 558 nt
Organism: Penicillium manginii
Lineage: Eukaryota; Fungi; Ascomycota; Eurotiomycetes; Eurotiales; Aspergillaceae
Exons: 1
Coding region: 1-558 (185 amino acids)
Source: RefSeq, a predicted model, not a curated record